AUGUCCUCUAAUCAACCGGUACUUCCACAUGCGGUUAUCGCUCUGAAUGCAUCUGAACUCAACAUCGACCAAGAGCAAUGGGAUACCAAAAUAUCCACUUCGUGGUUGAUGAAUUCAGUUCAGAGUAGCCUAACUAGUAAUGUCUUAUUCAAGAAGCACACUCAAAUAUGGCGAAAUCGUGGUAGACAGAUCAACACCGUCGAAGACCUUCUACUAUCUUAUUAUUCUACUGUCACCGUUGUGCGAAUCCCUGCCAAUGGACGACCUAAGUUGAUGAAGGACCAAGUAGAAAAGCUGUACGGUCAAAUUAUGAAGUCCACGGAAGCAGCCAGAAAGUCGAAGCGUGACCUUCGUAUGCUCCUUGAUGGAGGCGAGCUCCAAACCUAUCUUCAAUUUGCAUUCGACCACUUUUCGAGCAAUCUAGACCAGGCUUUUGAUUUCGUUCAAGCUUCGUUCAUCUACAAUCCUAUACCGUCUGAUUUUGCAGGCAAUAUACUCAAGCUUGCUGUUGGCAUGAUGGAGAGAUGGGAACACGAGCUCGAUGGAAAAGCAAUUUUCACUGAACUAAGUCAUAUGGUUGCUUCUUGUAUUAUGCUGGACUCUGCCAGGAACAAAACUCGAGGAUCAGCCGAGCUUAUAUUUCCCGAAUAUGUCGACUCCUGCGACAAUGCGCUCGAAGACUUUUGUGAUCGAUAUUGGCCUUGCGAAUACGUCAUGAAAGUUAAAACCAAACGUGGCAAAGAGGUUGGGGGAAGAUGCGUGAAUGUUCGCAGUGGACACGGAUCGAAAGGACAUCAAUUUAAGAACGGGAAGGUCAUUGCCGUCGGUAACUACGAGUCUAGCUUCUCCGCAGAAUCGUUCCAAGAAGUGUUCCGAUAUCUCGUGUUUACUUUUUUGAAAGAACUUCUCGGGGAGCUAAGAAAAACUAAAUUUACUUCCCAGCCUGAAGAUAAAGUUGCUGCACAGAUACACAAGACUCAGGUUAUGCGGCCCUUCUAUACGCAUGUCAAUCGAGGGAUGCCUCCAAUUCUUGGAAGCCACUCAGCAUGCUUCUGCUGCCUCAUGGCAUCGCCCGAACACGCUUUACCGUGUGGACAUGUACUAUGUACCGCGUGUUUAAUUGAGUAUGGUCAACGAGAAGAGAGGGACGCGAUUGAAAUUACAUCCUGCCCCUUGCAUUCUGGGAGAACUUUUAGGUGGAUGGUGUUUUUGAAGCCUGAAGCUGCAGGAGUGAGAGUUCUUACACUGGAUGGGGGUGGUAUUAGAGGCAUUGUGGAACUGGAAAUUCUUCGCCUUAUCGAAAACGUAUGGGGUGGUGGGCUGAGGAUACAAGACUUCUUUGAUCUGAUCGUUGGCACAAGUACUGGAGGCUUGAUUGCGCUGGGGCUGGCUGCUAAAGAUUGGACCGUCGAAAAUUGCAUUUACCAUUUCACAGACCUUUGUGAAAAAGCCUUCACACGUCGUGUCGGUAUGAAUAUCCCAGGAAUGAGUAUGCUCGUCGAAAGCCUGCAUCACAGCAAGUAUGAGACAGCACCACUCCAACAGGCAUUGCAGCAAGCAUUCUCACCAGAUGACUAUUUAUUCGGAGGGCCUCGUGAAACAAAUCAUCGUACCAAGGUCGCGGUGACAGCAACGAAUUCCGGGUCUGUUUCUGUGCUUGCAAACUACAACAGAAACUGUGCUCAGAAAGUGCCAUAUUCUUUCCAGAGACCUGAGAAACUUACUUCAGAGCUUAAAAUAUGGGAGGCAGCACGAGCGACAUCGGCUGCGCCUAGGAUUUUCAAGCCAUUCUCACACGAGCCGUCGAAACAGGUUUAUGUUGAUGGCGCGGUCUACCAUAACAACCCAAUUCACAUUGCCGAUUUGGAGCGCAGGCUUUUGUGGCCUAGUGACGGGCACAGUGUCCCGGACUUUGUUCUGUCCAUCGGAACUGCUUACAAUCCGAAUUCGCGAAAGAAGUUGAUUGAGAAGUCUUCCAUGGUGAACGUUGGUAUCUUCGGACAUGCUAAAUCUUUGGCAAGUCUAGCAAUGGAUCAUAUUAGGUCUAGCUUGGACUCAGAAAAGACGUAUCAAGACUUCAUACUGCAGAUCGGCCUUCCCAAAGAAUACAGUGAUCGAUACCAGCGGAUCAAUCCUCUCAUUCUCGAAGAUCCACCCGCAUUGGACGAUGUUCAUCGAAUGAAGGACUUACAGAGUACCGUGCGAAAGCAGAUGACGAACGACACAUCAAUUAUCAGUGCUGCGUAUCGACUUCUUGCAACAAGCUUCUACUUUGAAAAGAUAAGUCCUAUCAUCCCACAAGCAAACGGUUCGCUACUUUGUACUGGGAUGAUAAGGUGUAGACUCCCGAGAGCCACCUUUGCGGAUCUUGGUCGAUUUCUAGGGACCUCUCAUGAACGAUCCGAGGGACCAUACUUUGUUAUCCGUGAAAGAAAUCGUCCUCAAGAUGCACAACAAGUCUUCAUUACGCCAGAAACUUUAACAAAUUUGAUAUUCAAACGCAAAUGGCAUAUGAACUCUAUUCAGAUACAUGUGUCGAACCCUAUAGCUUUGACGGAGAUUGUUCUUUGCAUCAAGAAGAAUGAGGAAUUCCCUAUUAGUGGCUUCCCUCGUACGCUACAAGAGGAAGAUCUCCGAUCAAUUGGCAUGCGAAACCGACCGUCCACAGCUAAUCAACGCUGGCGAAACCGCACGUUAAGUCAGCAGAAUCGACGCAAGAAAUGGAUCGAACCAACCACUCCAACAGCCCUACUAAAGUCGAACGCCAACAUAAACACGCUAUCCAGCUACGCGAUGCCGAAUUAUGUUGUCGGUAACUCAACGCCACAAGCUCUUGCUGAUACACGAGAACGUCUAGGACACGACCUUGCGCCUCCACCUGUAGAAUUAUCAGCAGUUGAGGGCUUGAUAUAUGAAAUGGCUGAUACCUCUCAGCCCGUCGAGAUGGAGGGGUCGAUACCUGUGGUCAACCACCAGCCUAUUCAGACAGUCCAGCAGGAUGAAUCAGAACCGAGCCCAUAUGCUCUUCCUCGGCGACCGCCUAGAGUAUAUCCACAUAUAGAACCAGAACGUGAACCGCGUCUUGAAGAUUGGCCGAUACCACAAUUUGAUUCUGGUGCAAAUCCACAACCACAAGGUCCAGCCAUACUCACAAUUUCUAGUCCACGCCAAACACUAGACCGAAAUAUAGAAGGGAACGAGUUCUUCGUCCAACACAGCCUCCACAAUCCUCGCACCAUAGCCGAACCACGACUGGCGCCUCCAGAUCGAACCUCGAAUUCUUUUUUCGUCGGCCAGCGACUAUCGCCGGGAGUCUCUCCGCUCUCUCCACCAGGUCCAUCCAGUCCACCCAGUCAAAACCGACAAUCGCCUCCUAAUCGUACCUCAGACCCUUCCUUCGUCAACCACCGACUAUCGCAGGGAGUCUCUCCACCCAGUCCACCCAGUCCACCCAGUCCGCCAACUCAACUACGACAGCCGCCAUCAAAUCACACACUUGCAUCGCACGCAUCAACGGAGUCGACGGGCUCACGCUACACAGCGGAUUCGCGGCUCGAUAGAAGCGAGGGGACGGCUUCUUCUUCAACGCCUACUUUUGGGUCGAUACUGGGGGAGACGGGGAGUGCGGACGCGAGCGCGAGUAAAGGGAAGGAGAAAGGUAAGGAGAAGAGGGGGAAGUUUAGACAGAUGUUUUCAUGA
This is a messenger RNA of Glarea lozoyensis ATCC 20868, 3699 nucleotides long. Its product is annotated as FabD/lysophospholipase-like protein. Gene Ontology annotation, biological process: arachidonate metabolic process. The transcript is spliced from 2 exons. The coding region runs from base 1 to 3699 and encodes 1232 amino acids. Gene Ontology annotation, cellular component: membrane. NCBI's taxonomy places the organism in Eukaryota, Fungi, Ascomycota, Leotiomycetes, Helotiales, Helotiaceae. The record is from RefSeq and is a predicted model, not a curated record.